AUGCCAGGUCCUGAUCGUGAUGAAGUAUAUCUAGCCGAAGAAUAUGCAGAAAUCAUUGCUGAUGGGGCUCCAGCGGCGAGACUGCAAACGGUGCACCGGGAAGCUCGGAGCUUGGUAGGCGACAAGAGCCUGUCAGGCAAAGGCAACAACCACGCACGAGACACACGCAGGUUCAUCGGUCGCUGGGGUUUGACAUGGAAAGUUCCAACUCGAUCAUUUCCCUAUCUUGAUGGCAAUGAAGACACCGUCAUGGUUCACUACAUCAGCCCAAUUGAUUUCAUUGGAUUUCUUUUGGAGAAGGCUCCUGAGCUACUCUUUGGGGGCAGUGAAUCCCAUGCACAGGGAGGUCAGCAGUUGAAAAGCUUUUGGGACAACUACGAGAAGUUUCAUCCAACACACCGUCUAUUUCAGGAGGUCCACCCACAUCGGACCCGGUCCAAUACUCUAUGUGUUUCUUUUCACGGAGAUGAGGGAAGAGGUUUGAAAAAGGGCAACACGGCCAUAUUGAUGUUUGAAUCAAACAUAGGUGUGGAGACUGCAGAGAACAUGUUGAAGAAAAGGCGUUUGGACAAUGUUUGUGAUUGCAAACUGAACCACAGCACUGCCAAGAGAUUCAGAACAAAUUCUGGCUACAUGCCGGCGAAUGUCAGGAACAGCGAUGCAGUUCCAGCCUCCUAUGAAACUCACAACACCAAGUCAAAUUCGUUCUUGACCAAAUUCUGUUUGGCAGCUUUACCCAACAAUUUGUGCAAGGAAACGGAUGCGUUGGAUGUAGUGAUCGAGAAAGUUUCCCAAGACUUCCGCCUGCUCUUCGAGGAAGGUCUCGAAGUCAAGGGGCAACCUUACUUCGUCGGGGUGACAGGACUGAAGGGUGAUUUGAAGUGGUACGAAAAAAUAGCUGGGCUCAAAAGAUGCUUCAAUCGUCAAAUUGGAAGUGGUCUAGAAAUGUGCCACGAAUGUGGCGCAGGAACACCAGAAAAACCAUUUGAAGAUUUUGGCCAUGAUCCGAGUUGGGGAAACUCACUGUACCAACAACGUCCUUGGGAUGAACCCCCAAGCAUUGCUAUGAUUCCAUUUGAACCUGAAGAUGCCCGUGGGAAACCUGAGAUGGUACUGCGGCGUGACAUAUUUCACAACAGCAAAGUUGGCAUUCUGAGAGAUUACGUUGGAUCAUCUAUUUUGUUGCUUGUAAAAUUGGGCUACUGGAACUCUGAGGAUCCAAACGAAAGCAACAGGCGCGAGAUAUGCCUGGAGCGGGCCCAUGCUAGCUUUCUGUUUUGGCAAAAGACAGUUGGAAAGCGAGCUGCUCUCCGAUCUUUCACUCCAUCAUUUCUCAAUGCGAAGACCCAAUCAGACUUUGGUUGGAUUUCUUCCAAAGGCAGUGAUACCACAUUGCUAGUCAAAUGGCUAGCAAUUGCCUCACAAGGUUUCUUGAAUGAUCCCGUAGACCCUUCCCACCUGAGGAUGUUGAAGCACAUGAACCUGUCAGCAAGAUGCGUGCUUGGCUGGCAAAAGGUUUUGUACUCCCAUGGAAACUGGCUUCGCCGCCAUUGUGCGAUGGCUGUGUAUCAACACAUCCAUGAAUUCUUGGGGCACUACAAUGCGUUGGCUUUCUUCAGCAUGUACUCUUUUCAGUUCACUGGAUUUGGAAUGAAAUCCAAGUAUCACAUGAUGGCCCAUACCAAGCACGAAAUCUCAUUGCUACUUCAAGAUGAAUCAGUGGAGUGGGUUCCAAACCCUCUGAUAUUUGGCGCGGAAAUGAAUGAAGAUGUGAUCGGAAAGAUUGCAAGAUUGUCCCGAAAAGUGUCAGCAAAACUCACCACUCAAAGGACUCUCGAACUAUAUCUCACCAAAUGCAAGGCAAUUCACACCCGCUAUCGCCGCCGGAAGUGA
Molecule: messenger RNA, 1893 nt
Organism: Cladocopium goreaui
Lineage: Eukaryota; Dinophyceae; Suessiales; Symbiodiniaceae
Source: the annotation of a GenBank genome assembly